AUGAAUUCUAUUCAACAACUUAGACAACUUAUUCAAGAACUUUGUUGUGUAUUUGAUGAAAGAAAUGCGCAUAAUAUAAAAGAUGUCAUUUUAGAUACUACAACUGAAAAAAUAUUAAAGUCAUUUGUAUCAGUAGAUGAAUUAAAUUCAUAUGGAAUAUUACGUUUUAGAAUUCUUUCAAAUAUAGUAAUAAAUAAACAACCACUAUUUGAUAGACUUGGUAUAUUUAUAUUAACAUUUAAUGAUAAUAAUAUUCGGUUAUUGAAGGAACAUUUACGUGAUAAGGUGUAUUGGAAAGAAUCUAUUAUUUUUACUCAAACUGGAGUAUUAAAUGAAACUAUUGUUAGGGAAUUAAGUAGUGCUGAUAUUUAUAAUGUUAUUAAUAAUAUUGAGUGUGUUGAUAUUAAUUGGAAAUAUGUUACUCCUCAGGAACUUGAAUGCCAACAAUAUUUUCAUAUUAAUCAAAAAACUCCGUUAGAAAUGAAUAAAAAUUUUUCAUUAAUGAUGACAUUAUAUAAUCAAAAUGUAGAUAAUAACAAUACCUUAUCAGAAAGGAUAAAUAUUAAAUGUGGACCAACUCAUCAAAUCUUUCCAUUAUUUCAACCAAAUCCUUUAUUUAAUGAUGAAGAAUUCCAUCCAUUAAUAACUCGUAUUGUAGCAGAAAGGAAAAUGAUAUUCAAUGAAUCAUUUGAACUUAUUCUGGGAACACUGAAUGAAGAUUUUAAUUCAAAUAAAAUGAUAAUUUGGAUUAAUGGUGGAUUUACUCCAUUUGAAGAGAUUGAACUUCACAAAACAUUAUUAAAGAUGAAAAGUUCAACAGAAGUAAUUCUUGGAGGAAGUCAAUUAUUAAAUACUGAAUUAUAUUACCAAUGGCUAUCUAAUGAAUAA
Entamoeba dispar SAW760 is the source of this 888-nucleotide messenger RNA. RefSeq lists its product as uncharacterized. The record is from RefSeq and is a predicted model, not a curated record. NCBI's taxonomy places the organism in Eukaryota, Evosea, Mastigamoebida, Endamoebidae. The transcript is spliced from 2 exons. The coding region runs from base 1 to 888 and encodes 295 amino acids.